AUGGUCGCACCGCCUCGUCCAGUCAUCUCCACCGCCACCGCCACCGCCACCGCCACGACCACCACCGCCCCAUCCCGCCCGCCGUCGCCCAACGGCCCAAGACCGCGCCCGCACAUGAACUCGUACCACACCGGCUCGUCGCUCUCGGACGCGCCACCAGGCCAGGGCCCCUUUACCCAGCAGCCCGGGCGGCCCCAGAUCGACCUCAAAAAAAAGCUCGUCGUCGUCGGCGACGGCGGCUGCGGAAAGACGUGCCUCCUCAUCGUCUACUCCGAGCACCGCUUCCCCGAGGAGUACGUCCCCACCGUGUUUGAAAACUACGUGCCCAUCAUCCAGUUCGAGGGCAAGACCAUCGAGCUCGCACUCUGGGACACGGCGGGCCAGGAAGAGUACGACCGUCUCCGCCCGCUCUCGUACCCCGAGUCGGACGUCAUCCUCAUCUGCUUCGCCGUCGACUUCCCCGUCUCCCUCGCAAACGUCCAGGACAAGUGGUAUCCCGAGAUCAACCACUUUUGCGAGGGCGUACCCAUCCUCCUCGUCGGCACAAAGACCGACCUCCGCAAGGACCCGGGCAGCCUCGCCAUGCUCAGCGCGCAGGGUAUCAAGCCCGUGUCCCCCGCGCAGGGAGAGGCCGUCGCGCGCGAGAUCGGCGCCGCCCGCUACGUCGAGUGCUCGGCAAAGACAAAGGAAGGCGUAAAGCAGGUCUUUGACGCCGCGAUGCGAGAGGCAUGCCGGAAAAAGUGGGGGAGGCGCAAGGGCGGCGGAGGCGGAGGAGGAGCAGGAGGAGGCGGGGGCGGAGGAGGGAGCGGAGGUGGUCGCAAAUGCCUCGUCCUUUGA
Messenger RNA from Pseudozyma flocculosa PF-1, 837 nucleotides. RefSeq lists its product as uncharacterized. The transcript is spliced from 2 exons. Gene Ontology annotation, biological process: small GTPase-mediated signal transduction. Gene Ontology annotation, molecular function: GTPase activity; GTP binding. The coding region runs from base 1 to 837 and encodes 278 amino acids. The record is from RefSeq and is a predicted model, not a curated record. Lineage: Eukaryota; Fungi; Basidiomycota; Ustilaginomycetes; Ustilaginales; Ustilaginaceae.